This is a messenger RNA of Papaver somniferum (opium poppy), 423 nucleotides long. RefSeq lists its product as uncharacterized. NCBI's taxonomy places the organism in Eukaryota, Viridiplantae, Streptophyta, Magnoliopsida, Ranunculales, Papaveraceae. The record is from RefSeq and is a predicted model, not a curated record. The coding region runs from base 1 to 423 and encodes 140 amino acids. The transcript has a single exon.
AUGAAUAAUGCUAUAGCUGUUAUUUUUGCUGUCAUCUAUGGCCUCUUCGUCACUGUUGUUGAUGCGUAUAUUAUAGCAUUCUGGAACUUAGCCAAUGUGAUUUCCGUUCUUGAACCAAAUGCUCAUGGUUUAUCAGCCAUGAAAAGAAGUAAACAACUAUUACGUGGGAAAACUGCUGCUGCUGCUGCAUUAUUUGUAUCAGUCUACUCGGUUGCUGUUUCGGUAAUUCUAUUAAUUGAAAACUUGGCUAUGGACAUGGACUAUGACAUUCAUACCAUAGCUAGGAUUUUGCUGUUGGCAUUCUCUGUGAUCAUAAUGACUGGAGCAAAAUUCGUUGGGUUGAUUGGCCAAAGUUCUGUAUUAUACUUGCAAGAGUUACAGUUAUCAAGUGAUCCAUCACGAGGUUUUGGAUGCGCAUCUUGA